UCCAGAGAUUGAAAAGUGGGCAAAAUUCAAGGAUAAAGACACCUGAAGGGUUAAAGUCCUGCUUCACUUGGCAGAUAAAAGCCGGUCUUGCUUUCUCUUCGUUUCUCCGCUGUGCUGCAGCUGCUUCUUUAUCAGUACGGGUUUGUAAAGAUCCACUUUGCAGCAAAAAUGUCCACAGCUGGCAAGGUCAUCAAGUGCAAAGCAGCAGUGGCCUGGGAGCCCAACAAGCCUGUGGUUGUUGAGGAGAUUGAGGUAGCACCCCCACAAGAAAAUGAAGUCCGCAUUAAGAUUGUGGCGACGUCUGUGUGUCACUCAGACCUCUACCACCUUUUUGAAAGUAUGCAUCCAGAGGGCUUUCCAACUGUGCUCGGUCAUGAAGGUGCGGGCAUCGUGGAGAGUGUCGGACCUGGAGUCACCGAGUUUCAGCCAGGUGACAAGGUGAUUCCGCUUUUCCUUUGCCAGUGCAGACAAUGUCGCUUCUGUAAGAGUCCCAGGACAAACCAGUGUGAAGCUGCGUGGACUCGGAUUCGUCAGGAAAUAAUGGCCUCUGUAGAAUCCAGAUUGACCUGUAAAGGUAAAAGGGUGCUGCAGUUUAUGGGAACCAGCACCUUCUCGGAGUACACCGUGAUUAACCAAAUUGCUGUGACCAAGAUCGACCCUGCUGCUCCUCUGGAGAAAGUCUGUCUCCUCGGAUGUGGGAUCUGCACUGGUUAUGGAGCAGCAGUGAACACGGCAAAGGUUCAGCCGGGCUCCACGUGUGCAGUCUUUGGUCUGGGGGCUGUUGGUCUGGCUGCCGUCAUGGGGUGCAAAGAUGCAGGAGCCACAAGGAUCAUCGCCGUUGACAUCAACUCAGAGAAAGCUGAGAAGGCCAAAGUAUUUGGUGCAACUGACUUUGUGAAUCCUAAAGAUCAUAACAAACCCAUCAAUCAAGUCCUGGCAGAGAUGACCAACGGGGGCGUGGACUACUCCUUGGAAUGUGUUGGAAAAGUGGAAGUCAUGCGUACCGCCUUAGAGUCCUGCAUGGAAGCUUGGGGCGUCUCUGUGAUUGUUGGUUGGACAGACAUGUAUGACAUUGCAAUCAGACCAGGUCAUCUCAUCUGUGGACGAACAUGGAAAGGCUCCAUGUUUGGAGGUUUCAAAAGUAAAGACGGAGUAGCUCAGAUGGUUAAAGCCUAUGUGGAUAAGAAGUUGAUGGUGGAUGAAUUCAUCACUCACAACAUGACUUUGGACCAGAUCAACGACGCCAUUGAUCUGAUGAAAGACUGCAAAUGCAUUCGGGCUGUAAUGAGUGUUUCUCCGCAAUAACCCAACUGUGUUGUGAUCUGCGAUGGCCAGCUGGUUCAGUCAAUCAUUAUGUAGCGCAGUACGGAGAUGAUUCAAGAAAAAUAACAAUGUAUGCAAAUUAACCAAGUUUUGCCAAAAAAAACAGUAGAUGUGUCUAAACAAUGACGCUAAAACAUUAAAGAAUAACUAAAACAA
Molecule: messenger RNA, 1479 nt
Organism: Oryzias melastigma (Indian medaka)
Lineage: Eukaryota; Metazoa; Chordata; Actinopteri; Beloniformes; Adrianichthyidae
Product: alcohol dehydrogenase 1
Exons: 9
Coding region: 169-1305 (378 amino acids)
Biological process (GO): formaldehyde catabolic process
Cellular component (GO): cytosol
Molecular function (GO): S-(hydroxymethyl)glutathione dehydrogenase [NAD(P)+] activity; zinc ion binding
Source: RefSeq, a predicted model, not a curated record